AAGUCGGUUUAAUAUCUAUACGUUACGUUUAGUUUAGUCUUCUAUUUUGUGACAAAUUCCAAAUAGAAAGAUGUGAAAAUACAUAAUAUUUGACUUUAGAUUUUUAUGAAUAAUCUAUGCCGCUGUCUUAGCAAAUUGCACAUAAAAAGCGCAAUAAUGAAACGUUACAUGGUAAUAUGGGGAGCACUUUUUUUUUUAGUCAUGUUCUCUUCAUUAUAUCUCAUGCUAGAAACAGUCAGCACAGCCAACAAACCCACAGAACUUAAUACACAUGAACUAGAUAAUAUUGAAGGAAAAAUUCAAAGAAUAGAAGAAGAUUUAAUGAAAAAUCAUGAAACGAUUAAAGAAAUAAAAGACACUGUUAGGAAAAUAGGAAAAGGAGGUGCCGUUAGCCUUGAUCAGUUAAAAGAUGUUUUGGAUAGACAUAAAGAUAGUGAUUAUGGUGGUAAUGUAGGGGGUAAAGUGGGUGUGGUCAAGAUGAAUCAGAUUAAAUUUCAAGAAAGAAAGGAUAAGACAGUUGUUAAAGAUUUGACUAUACCUACUGAUAUGUGUUUACUAGCUGAUGCUCCAGAAGCGAAAACAGACUAUAAAUUGACUGAUGUGUUUGAAAAGAAUUCUUUUACUGAUGUUGAUGGGGGUGUAUGGAAACAGGGCUGGCCUAUAACAUAUGAUAACUCCCAGUGGAGUAAACGUAGCCUUAAAGUUUUUGUUAUACCUCACUCACACACAGAUCCUGGCUGGCUGAAAACAUUUAUGGAAUAUUAUAGACAACAAACAAAACUGAUAUUUGAGAACAUGAUUCCCAAAUUAGAAGAGGAUGGUCGAAGAAAGUUCAUGUAUGCUGAAAUGUCUUUCUUUUCAUUAUGGUGGGAUGAAAUUGAUAUAGGAAAGAAAGAAAGAGUUAAAAAACUGAUAGAAAAUGGUCAGUUGGAGAUAGUAACUGGUGGUUGGGUUAUGACAGAUGAAGCUAAUGCUCAUUAUUUUGCCAUGAUUGAUCAACUGCUUGAGGGCCAUCAAUGGCUUGAUGGGACACUUGGGGUUAAACCAAAAUCUGGGUGGUCAAUUGAUCCAUUUGGUUAUUCUUCAACUAUGGCAUAUAUUCUACGGGAAGCAGAUUUCAGUAACAUGCUUAUACAACGAGUGCAUUAUUCCCUCAAAAAAUAUUUAGCCAAAGAAAAAGCUCUAGAAUUUAUGUGGAGGCAGCAAUGGGAUCAAGAAGGUUCAACCGACAUAUUCUGCCAUAUGAUGCCCUUUUAUUCCUAUGAUGCCCCUCACAGUUGUGGUCCAGAUCCCAAGAUUUGUUGCCAGUUUGAUUUUAUGCGUCUGCCAAAUACUAAAUUUCGGUGUCCAUGGAAACUGAACCCAUUACCUAUUACAGAAGGAAAUGUGGCUGAAAGAGUGAAUCUGUUAAUAGAUCAAUAUAAGAAGAAAGCUCAGUUGUAUAAAACUGAUACUCUCUUAGUACCACUUGGAGAUGAUUUCCGCUAUGAUACAGCAGGUGAAUGGGAUCUGCAAUUUCAAAAUUAUCAAAAAAUGAUUGAUUAUAUUAAUCACCACCCCGAAUUAAAAAUUGAGGUACAUUUUGGAACUCUGUCGGAUUAUUUUAAUGCUGUAUAUGAAAGAACUAAUGUAGAAGAAGGUGGUCGUCCUCCCCAAGUGCCAACUUUAAGCGGUGACUUUUUCACCUAUGCUGACCGUGAAGAUAACUAUUGGAGUGGCUAUUAUACUUCUCGGCCAUUCUAUAAAAACCUUGAUCGUGUGACAGAAGUACAUCUUAGGGCAGCUGAAAUUAUUUAUACCACAGCUCUUGGUUAUGCACGAAAACAUGCUUCUUCAAAUUUCCCAUCUGUGGCGUUUAUGAAGUUUUUGGUUGAUGCUCGAAGAAACUUAGGAUUAUUUCAACAUCAUGAUGGCAUCACAGGAACUUCAAAAGAAUUUGUUGUUGCUGAUUAUGGUAAAAGGUUGGUUGAAAGUAUAAACAAUAUGAAGAAAUUAAUAGCCGAAUGUGCUACAUAUUUAUCUGUUGAAGAUAAGGCCAAAUACUCCUACACACCAUCUUCACCUAUAUUUAAUAUUGAUGAAUUGAGAAAAAACCAUGAUUCAUUACCAGAAAAAAAUGUUCUUAUGCUAACCAAUGAACCAAGUCCUGUGUUGAUGUACAAUUCACUGACUCAUGUUAGACAACAUGUAGUUAAAGUAUAUGUAUCAUCACCUUAUGUUGAAGUUAAAGAUCCUAGUGGUGAAGUCAUACAAUCACAAGUUGAACCAUACUGGACAGACAAAGAAAAAAUAGCUACUGAUAUAUUUAAGGUAUCAUUUGUUGCUGAAGUACCAGGACUAGGUAUUAGCUGUUAUUAUAUAAAACAAGUCACAGAGAAUGAUAAUCCUAAAAAUACCUUAUCUUUUGUUACAAUAUAUCAUUCUACAUCAACUACACCUGCUAAUAUAAAACCAUUCCCAUUGGAUAUAAAAACCCAUUCUGAAGACUUUACUAUUGAGAAUGAUUAUCUAAAGAUAAGUUUUACUGAAGGUACUUCUAUGUUGAAGACAGUAAACAGAAAAGAAGAUGAGGAAGAACAUAAGGUAUCUGUAGAGUUUGUGGAAUAUUCAACAAGAAGAUCUGGUGAUAAAUCAGGAGCUUAUCUAUUUCUGCCUGAAGGUGUUGCUAAGCCAGUACCAACUCUAUCACCUUUUACACGUAUUGUAAGAGGACCUGUUAUAUCAGAAGUUCAAGUAUUUACACAUACAGUUAAUCACGUUGUUCGACUUAUUAAUUCACCAGGUACUGAGGGUCAGUCUGUAGAUAUGUAUAAUAUAGUUGAUAUAAGACAGCAGAUAGAUAAAGAAAUAGCUGUAAGAAUAACAACGGAUAUUAAAAAUGAAGAUCGUGUGUUUUACACUGAUUUAAAUGGAUAUCAGAUGUCAAGAAGAAAGACAUAUGAUAAACUACCAUUACAAGCUAACUUUUAUCCUAUGCCAGCUAUGAUGUUUCUGGAAGAUUCUAACACAAGAUUUAGUGUUUUGUCUGCACAAUCAUUAGGUUGUUCAAGUUUACAGCAAGGAGUGAUGGAAGUAAUGAUGGACAGACGAUUAUCUCAUGAUGAUUCUAGAGGAUUAGGGGAGGGGGUUAAAGAUAAUAAAGCCACACCAAAUAGAUUUAAAUUUUUGAUAGAAAGCAGAAAGGGUUCUAAACCACCCAGUAAAACAGAGUUACGUUUCCCGUCAUUACUAGGUCAUUUAACUUCAGCUCACAUGCUGGGCUCUUUCUUUGUUUUACCUCAAUAUAAAAAUUCGAAACUCAUGGCAUUGACAACGUCAGUUAGGCCAUUAGAUGUUGAUUUACCAUGUGAAUUAUAUAUGCUUAAUUUACGAACUAUGCAAAAUAAAGAUGAUAGUGAUGCAUUAAAAUAUGUACCAAAAGAAACAGCUGCUAUGAUAUUACAUAGAUAUGGUAUAGAUUGUUCUUAUCCAGCUAAAAGUUUAACUUGUUAUACGAAUGGGGGAAAGGUGGCUUUUGCUAAAAUAUUUAAUGAUUUAAAAAUGCUGGAGGUAAAGUCUAUGUCUUUGACUCUCAUGUAUGAAAGAGAAAAUUUAGACAUGGAAGCACUCACAACUGUUAAACCAAUGGAGAUAAAUACAUUCAAAGUAACAUUCCGUUCAUCUGAAACUUAGAUUGAUUAAAACUAUGUCAGGUGUUUCAUAUUUUAAAAUUUUAACCAGUCAUCAUCAUUAUCUUAGAAUUUAUUUCACUAAACAAGGUAUGAAAAUAUACAUAACCACCAAUUUUUCAAUGAAAACAUUACAGUAUGAUUUUUAUAAGCCAUUUUGUAAAAAUGGGCUAUUGGUGAAUACCUUUGUACAUCAUAAUUAGCCUGGCUAUCUUUUUUGUUUUUGUCAAUUUAACCCUGGUACAUGUAAAUAUUGACUUCCCUAGUAACUUAUAGAAAAUUAGAGAAAAGUGAUAUAUAUAAUAAUACCAGCACAUCCCUGUAUAGACCAAAACGGCAGUUCCUUAGACCACCUCAAACCGUUAUUUGAAUAGCUUUCCCUAUUAUAUAUAGGAACAUUUUGUGAGCUACAUAUAUGCAUGUGACAGAGUGGUUUAAGGAGCCCAAGUAACAAUGGUUUCGGGUAAUGAGUAAUAAACUCCAGUUCAUUUUAUGUGAAAAGACACCUUACCUAGUAUAUAUGUCUUUAAGGCACCUUUUUGAUUCACCAAGACUGAACCUAAAGUUAAUCUGCCUUGGGACACGGGGCAGAGAGUUUGCUACUUGCAUGGAUCCAUAGUUAACAGUGUAAAUGGUUUAGUAUGAAUUUAAUUCAGAAAAAGUUGCUCUUCCUAAAUUUGUAAUAAAUCCAGACCUUUGAAACACUUGUUUUUUUAAAACAACCAUAACUGUGGUUUUUGAGGGGGAGGGGGUGUGAUGGGCAAAUAGUAAGAUGCUUUUUAUACGCUCACAUUUUCAUGUGGACGUAUUAUGUUGUCGCCCCUGUCCUAUUUGUUUGUGGAGUAUAUAUUGUCGUCGCCCCUGUUCGUCUGUCCGUCAACAAUUGUUUGUGAACACUCUACAGGUCACAAUUAUAGGUUUAUCACCCUAAGAUCUCGCUUCCUUUUGAUAUUGGCAUGUAUCGGAGUGUAACUUCAUGGAUUAUGGCCCUUGAUUGUACGAAAAAUCACGUUUUUAGCUUGUGAACACUGUAGAGGUCACAAUUUUUAUCCGAUUUGGUUUAAACUUGAAAUAUAUGUUUAUAACCCAAAGAUCUCAGUUCAUUUCGAUAUUCGCACAUAUCGGACCAUAACUUCCUGAAUUAUGGCCCCUGAUUGUACGGAAAAAUCGCGUCAUAAAUUUUAUCCGAUUUAAAAAAACAUUUUAAUAUAUCACCGUUACACCCUAAGGAUGGCCGAGUUUGAAUUUGGAGAAAAUCGGACCAAAACUAACUGACAAAAUGGCCGCCCAUCGUUCUAAAAUAGGGUAAAAAUAUGGUAUAUCAGGGUUGUGGCCCCUAUAGAGGUCACAAUAUUUAUCCGAUUUUGUUGAAACUUGAAAUGUAAGUUUAUAACCCAAAGAUCUCAGUUCCUUUCGAUAUUUGCGUAUAUCGGACCGUAACUUCCUGAAUUAUGGCCCCUGAUUGUACGAAAAAUCGCGUUUUUUAGCUUGUGGACCCUAUAGAGGUCAUAAUUUUUAUCCGAUUUAAAAAAACGUUUUAGUAUAUCCCCAUUACACCCUAAGGAUGGUUGAGGUCGAAUUUUGUGAAAAUCGGACCAAAACUGACUGACAAAAUGGCCGCCCAUCGUUCUCAAAUAGCGUAAAAAUAUGGUAUAUCAAGGUUGUGGACCAUAUAGAGGUCACAAUAUUUAUCCGAUUUUGUUGAAACUUGAAAUGUAAGUUUAUAACCCAAAGAUCUCAGUUCCUUUCGAUAUUCGCGCAUAUCGAACCGUAACUUCCUGAAUUAUGGCCCCUGAUUGUACGAAAAAUCGUGUUUUUAGCUUGUGGACCCUUUAGCGGUCACAAUUUUUAUCCGAUUUAAAAAAAACGUUUGAAUAUAUCACCGUUAUUCCCUGAGGAUGGUUGAGUUUGAAUUUUGUAAAAAUCGAACCAAAACUAACAAAAUGGCCACGCCUCGUAGUCAAAUAGCGUAAAAAUAUGGUAUAUCAAUGUUGUGGACCCUGUAGAGGUCACAAUUUUAAUCAGAUUUUGAUGAAACUUCAAAGGCAUGUUUAUAACCCAAAGAUUUUGGUUGCUUUCGAUAUUCAUGCAUAUUGGAUCGUAACUUCCUGAAUUAUGGCCCCUGAUUGUACGAAAAAUAGUGUUUUUAGCUUGGGGUCGCUCUAGAGGUCGCAAUUAUUAUCCGAUUUAAAACACUGUUUGUAUAUAUCACCGUUACACCGCAAUGAAGUUUGAGUUCGAAUUUCAUGAAAAUCGGAUCAAAACUGCCUGACAAAAUGCCCGCCCCUUGUACUCAUAUAGUGUAAACACCUGGUAUAUUAAGGCUGUGGACCCUCUGGAGGUCACAAUUUUGUGUCGAUUUUGAUGAAACUUGAAAUGCAUGUUUAUAAUCCAAAGAUCUUGGUUGCUUUCGAUAUUCGCGCAUAUCGGAUCAUAACUUCCUGAAUUAUGGCCCCUGAUUGUACGAAAAAUAGUGUUUUUAGCUUGUGGUCCCUCAAGAGGUCACAAUUAUUUAUUGAUUAAAAAAAACGUUCGAAUAUAUCGCCCUUACACCAUUAUGAUGGCUGAGUUAGAAUUUCGUGGAAAUCGGACCAAAACUGUGUACAAUCGUUAACAUGCCCAUAAUCUUGUUGUUUAUGUGUGAUUUACAUUGUCACUUUGUAAAGUGCCUCUGAACAUGUUAUAUGAAAGGGUGCACUAUAAAUAUGCUGUAAUAAUAGUAAUAAUAAUAAUAUCAAGGUUGUGAAUCCUCUAGAGGCCACAAUUUUGAUCAGAUUUUGAUGAAACUUGAAAUACAUAUUUAUAACCCAAAGAUCUUGGUUCCUUUCAUUAUUCGCGCAUAUCGGAUCGUAACUUCCUGAAUUAUGGCCCUUGAUUGUACAAAAAAUCGCAUUUUGAGCUUGUGGCAGUUUUGGCUUGUGGUCCCUCUAGAGGUCACAAUUUUUAUCCGAUUUAUAAAAAAAACGUGUGAAUAUAUCACAGUUAUCGAUAUAAUGACUGAGUUCGAAUUUCGUGAAAAUUGGACAAAAAUUGUAUGCAAAUAGUGUAAAAAUAUGGUAUAUCAAGGUUGUGGCCACAGUUUUUAUCCGAUUUGGAUGAAACUUUAAAUAUAUGUUUUAUUAUAAAGAUCUUGGUUCCUGUUGAUAAUCACACAUAUCCGAACGUAACUUCCUGGAUUAUGGCCUCUGAUUGGUCGAAAAAUCACAUUUUUAGCUUGUGGCAGUUGUGGAUUCUCUAGAAGUCACAAUUUUUUUCCCGAUUUUAAGAAACAUUUAGAUAUAUCACCAUUCCACCAUAAUGAAGGUUGAAUUAGAAUUUUUGGAAAAUCAAAAUGAAACUGUCCGACAAAAUGUCUGCUCUAGUCUUUGUACACGAAUUGUGUAUAAGUAUGUAAUACAAAGGUUAUGGACCCUCUGGAUGAUACUUAAAACAUAUCUUUAUAUUCCAAAAAUCUCAUUCUCUUUUGAUAUUUGCACAUUUAAGACCAUAACUUUGUGGAUUAUGGCGCCUGAUUGUACAAAAAAUAAUUUUUGUUUUUAGCUUGUUCUCUAUCUCUUGCAAAAUGUGGGCGUAUCCUGCCUGGCAGCUGCUGGUUUUUGUUUAGAUUGUUCUCUAUCCAUCUCUUGCAAAAUGUGGGUGUAUCUUGCCUGGCAACCCCUGGUAACUAAACCAUAAAAUUUUGAUUUGCUGAUUUUAUUUCUAGCCUGUUGAGCAAAACAGUAUGGAUGACAGUAAGCCUAACAAACCAAGGCCUUUUUGUCAUUAUAGCAUACAAGUUAUCAUUACUCGAACCUAAUGUUUAGUAUGUAGUUAGAAAUUAUACAGUAAUUAAUAAGUAGGUGUACAGCUAGCUGUAAAAGAUGCCACUUUUAGUGUGAAAGUGUGACUAAUUAUAAUACCCCAAUCUUAUUAAAACACAGAUCCUAUUUCGUUUCGUUUUUUAAAGUUCAAAAUUUUGUUUUACUUGUCUUCACAAAACUAGGAUCUGGAAGAGUUGUUAUAUAACUCGCGGACUGGUUGAUAUGCAGGAUUAGCCAAUGAAACGGUCUGUUACAGCAACUUCUGGGUGUGUGAUUAAUCAAUGUAUGAUGUCAUAGGGUCAAAAGCCACUCGUACAACCCCAUACUCGACCUUCCACUACAACCGGUCAGAUCUUCAUUUAGUGUAGGCCCUCGAAAGUAUAAAAAAACGAAACAAAAUAUAGAUUUGUAUUUUAAUCAGAUUGAUAUAUACCCAUCACUAUUGAAUACACAAACCUAACCAAUAGUGGUGUAUAAAAUUCAAUAGUCACAGUUUUAAUACUACUGCUUGAUUACUAACAAUGACUAAAUAAUAAACGUUAUGUAUAUAAAAUGACUCUUUAGAUCUCUUUGUGUCGUAGAUUUUCAUUUAUUAAAGUUAUUUGUUCAUAAGUCAAGAAUUGUCUAUUUAUAAUUCGCACUACAUUCGUCCAUCAUGAAAUAAGGGGAAAUAAUUACUAGCCUGAGACUGUAUGUUUUUGUAAGACUUAUUGCAUUUUGAGUCAACAAAACCUAUAUAAAUAAUGCCCUGGCUAAUAUAGAUAUUAAUGGGGCAUUAUGUAAUAUUUAGAUAAAGAGCUGGCCAUUCUCUCUAUAAUAUUUCAAAAAUAGAUAAUGUAAAAUGAAUAUAUUAUUAUUGUUCGAUUUAUAUAGCGCAUCAUUACACGUGAAGUGUUUCUAAGCGCAUAUCACAAACAUAUACUUCAAACACACAGAAACAAUCAAAAUCAGGAGAACAUAAUUAAACACAGCUGCCUGUUAGGCGCUAUUAUUCAAAGGUUUAUAUCUAACAAAUCAACCGGCUAAUCUCUAUAUUGAACUCAGUCGAGGUAUUACCUGAUGAACACCUACACCAAGUAGAGUUCAAAAAUAAAAAACGAAGUUUAAAAGAAUCAGCUUCAUUAACAAAAAUUAAACAAUCAAAAACUAAACAGAUAAAUCAAAUUCAAACGAAACAAAUAAAACAAAGAAAAUGAAAAGAGCAGUUCAUUACCAUUCUACAUUAACAAAAUAAAGGAAAACAACUUGUGAAAUUUUUUUCAAAAAAUAAGAGCAACUGAUGUCAAGCCAUAUCUACUGUAGAAUGUAUUAUUGGGUUAUAAAAACGUCUAUUUUAAGUUUCAUCAAAAGCAGAUAAAAUCAAUCUACACAACAAUGUGGACAUAUAUAACAAUGAAUGAGUAAUAUUUGCCUUGAAAACAAAUUAAUUGGCAAUUUUGCUGAUGUUUUUCAAUCCAAAUCAGAAUAUAAAUUGGAAUAAAUUACCGUUCCUCCAACAAUUCUACCCAAUGGAUACCAUGCUCUAUCAUCAAACCAAUUAAGAAAGUUAUAGAAGCCAUGGGUCACCAUAUAAUGUGUUGCCCGAUAGUUAAACCAUGGGUCGAAUAUAUUGAAAAUUUCAUUCAAAUUACUUUAUUUUGAGCAAAGUUGUUAAUUAGUUGUAGUUUUGACAAGAUGUAUGCAUUGAUCGUAACAACCGUACUGGUUAUUUGAGUCUUAAGCAGUGGACACAUUAGUCGAAUGGUUCGGCCGAAUCGUUCGACGGAAUCAAUCGGCGCCGAAUUUUAUUUGGCCGAAUGGGUGGACACACUAGCCGAAUGCUUCGCCGAUUCAACCUGUCGAUUGCAUCACCUAUCACGUCACAUGAUUAAACAUGGCGGCGUCUAUGUCUUCAAUCUAUCACGUGACUUCUCGAUAUGAGUGGUGAUUGGCUAAUGAAUUCUAUAUUCGACGAAGCGGACAAACCAGGCGAAUAUAAUUCGGCCGAAUAUAUCAAACCUGUUUGAUUCGGGCGAAUCAUUCGGCCGAAUGACAGUGGACACACUAGGCGAAUUUCGACGCCGAUUGCUUCGGCCAAACGAUUAAAAUAACCCAUAUUUUAACUUUUAAACACACACUCCCACCCGACCCCACUAACCGGCGUUAGCAACAAAAAUGUGGCAUCAAGCGAUGAUUCUAGGACCAAGUAUUCAAAAUUUUACUUCUUAAGACACGCGUAUAAAUUAUCACGAUUUAAUAGUAUUUAGCAUCAUCCAACUGUAAUACGUUUUUCAAGCUAUGUAAAAUAAAUGUGCCAGAAUAUAAUUUACAUUUCUGAAAAGGUAAAUGAAACUUCUUUUCAGUAGUAUUCUGUGCGAUAUCUGGAAUGUCGUAGUAUGACCCGUAUUUUGACAUUUAAGACCCCACCCAGCCCCUCCCAAUCAAUUAAUAGAGUUUAAUAGUGUACAACUUUCCAAAUUAUUAUCUGGCACAUUUAUAUUUACAUACCUUGAAAAAAGAUCAAAGUUCCACGGUACUAAACUUUAUUAAGUGAGGGGCUGAAGGGAUAUUUAAAGUAAAAAAAAAAAGCGAUCUUAUAAGAAAUUCUCGACAUCUGUUCAUAUACAGCUAGAAGGUAUGUUUAUUGUUUGAUACAAAAUGUAAAUUAUUUUCUUGCACAUUUGUAAUUACAUACCUAGAAAAAAGAGCAAAAUUGAAAUGGCACUAACAUGUAUUAAAUGAGGAAGGGGGUGGGAGUAUUUAACUCAAAAUACGGACCAUAACACAAAAUACAAGAUAUCGGGAUGCAUACCAUUAAAAAGGUCUGAAUACAUUUUCAAAAUUGUAAAAUAUUUUCUGACAUAUUCAUAUUUACGUACCUUGUUAAAGCAGAUAUAAUUUGGAUUGUCUGAACUCUAUUUAGUGAGGGGAGGGGGUAUUUAAAAGUUAAAAUAUGCGUCUUAUAUGAAAUUCCAGUUAUCGUAAAAUGCUUCACCGGAAAGUAUUUGUCUAUCACUCUUUGAAUAUACGAGUAUUAGCUAUUUUACUGGCACAUUCAUGAUUACAUGAUUUAGAAGAGAUAAAGCUCUCAUUUGUUUGUCCAAAGAAAUAUGGUGCUAUCAAAUAAUAACUUAAUUACUAAAUAUAGACUACUUUCAAUUUAUUUUAUUUAAUGGUAGAUCAGAUUAACAAUAACACACACGCGAUUUCAGAUUUCACUAAAGUCGCGGUCAUCGACCAAUAUUUCUGAUUGUAUUUGCUCGAUUCUUCUUUGUUGUAUGGUGACUUAUUGUUGAUUUCCGCUUAUGUCAUCAUAAUGUUCCGGUGCGAUGAAUUUCAAGAAAUGUUUUUGUAGAAAUGUUUUUGGAGAAAUAUUUUGCAAGAUUUGUAUUUGAAGAUUUGUAUUUAGAAAUUUAUUGUUCGAGAGUAUGUCUAUGAUGAAAUGUAAAUGUAGAUUAUUUUUUUGAUUUACUUAAAUAAAUUUUGUCUUUAUAUUAAAAUAAAAUUAAAUUAAACAAAAAUACAUUUUACAAAUCUGAUAUGACAAAUGUCUAAUUUUAGUGUACAAAUGUCGAAAUACGACAAAAAAUGAAGAAAUAAGAUUUAAGGACUAUAAAUUAAGAACUAAGAAUUAAGAACACUGAAUAAUGAGCUGUUUGGUUUUCCAUAAUUUUGAAAAUCUCACAUGGAUGGCUAGCAAUGUCAACAAUACUAAACAUCUGUUUCCAUUGAAAAAAUAUGUGCAUACUGACUAUGCAUUAAAGCUUUAGUGGCUAGUAUUUUAGCAUUUUGAUUGUUUGUGUCCAUUAAACAUACAUUAUUGCAAGAGCUAAAUCUGCCUAUUGCAGAUCUUUCUUUAGGCCUGAAAUGUUAUCUAAAUUAUUAAUUAGAAAUUAAUUAACUUAUCCAGACCAUAAUCAACUCUCGAUACCAUCGCUAGCCAGCGAUAUUUAGCGGCUGGGAAUACAUUUUUUGAAAAAUAAUUAAAUGGAUAAUCGCUGGCUUUUUUUUUAUCGUACCGACUUCAGUACUGAUGAUCGAGGCUCGCCUAAAAUUUUCAGGAUAUUCUAUUUACGUUAUCUAUUUUUUAUACGCCCACAUUUUCAUGUCCGUCGGUCCGUCCACAAUUGUUUGUGAACAGUCUACAGGUCACAAUUUUUAUCCGAUUUCAAUGAAACUUGAAAUAUAGGUUUAUCACCCUAAGAUCUCGGUUCCUUUCGAUAUUGGCAUGUAUCGGACUGUAACUUCAUGGAUUAUGGCCCCUGAUUGUACGAAAAAUCACGUUUUUAGCUUGUGAACACUGUAGAGGCCACAAUUUUUAUCCGAUUUGGUUCAAACUUGAAAUGUAAGUUUAUAACCCAAAGAUCUUGGUUCCUUUCGAUAUUCGCGCAUAUCGGACCGUAACUUCCUGAAUUAUGGCCCCUGAUUGUACGAAAAAUCGCGUUUUUAGCUUGUUUUCUAUCCAUCUCUCGAAAAUGUGGGCGUAUCCUGCCUGGCAGCCGCUGGUUAACUAUUAUAGUGAGAACUGUAAACUCUUUAUCUAAUCUCCCAUAAUGCCCCUUCAAGCACUUGUAUAGUUUAUUAAUAAGAACUUAUUAUAAAGUCAUCGACUGUAGUCAGUAUUAGUACCAAUAUAUUCUUUCAAAGUUAUCCACUGCAGUUGGCAUUAGUACUAAAUUAUUAAUAACCUCUUGUCAUCAUCCACUGCAGGUAAUAUUAAGGGUAGUACCAAUAAAUUAAUAACUUCAUACAAAGCUAUCCACUGCUGUUGAUUUUGGGAGAAGUAUUUAAUAACUGCUUUACAAAGUCAUCCACUGCAGUUUGUAUUUUGUUACCAUUUCUAUAUUAAGGUUGUUUGUUUUGCUUUUUAAUUCAGUGCCUUUAUCUUUAAAAUUUAAUCAAACAUCUUCUAAUAAGGAUGUUUGUUCUGAUGAGAAAUAUAAACAUAUUUCAUGUUUUUAACUUUAUACUAUUUAUCACACCACACAUAUAUAAUAUUAUAGGGUACUUGUCUUUUUUGCUUGGCACCAAACCUUUAAAUAUGUAAUUAUUGUGAUUAUUAAUGUGAAUGUGAAAUGAAAAAAAAUGUGUAAUUGUGUGUAAGAUUUAGAAUUAUAAUUAUUAAUAUUAGAUUUUGUGUCAAUCUUCAGUAUAGAAAUGAUAUUAUGUUUAUCCUGUAUUGAAUAAUUCAAAACUGUAGAUUUCAUCUUUGUAACCUGUUUAACCCAUUGGAUUUAUUAAAUUAAAGGAUAUAUCAAUGUAUUUCCUAAUCAUUAGCUGAUGUGCUCAACCUCAUACCAGCUAUAACUGAUACCACACAAAUUUAGCAUAGAAAUUGUCCAAAAAUGUUAGUGGAAGGAGUACAGCUUUACACAUUUACAUGUACAUGUAGUUAUUUUUGUUUUAUUAUAUGUUCACACUAAAGUAUGUUUUCCUCACCAAAUAAUGAAUUAAUAGAUAUAUAGAAGCAUUGAACUUGUUAUUUCAUAAACUGUUGACUUGAGUUUUAAUAUUUUUUAUAUUUAUGUUAAUCAUAGUAUACAUGUUGAAAUAAUAGAAUGAAAUGUACAUUUAUCAACUUGUAUGGAAAUGGGACAAACAGGCAGAACUCAAUACUUUAGUCAUUUUGAGACAAAAUUAUGGUAAUUUCUGUCUUAUUGUUCUUUUAAGUACAUAUAUGUAUAUAUAAGAGUGUACUGUGACUAUAAAUUUUGCUCAUAUCACAUAUAUAGGUAAUAAAAUAGAUGACAAAUAUA
Patella vulgata (common limpet) is the source of this 13203-nucleotide messenger RNA. RefSeq names its product alpha-mannosidase 2x. Lineage: Eukaryota; Metazoa; Mollusca; Gastropoda; Patellidae. Gene Ontology annotation, cellular component: Golgi membrane. Bases 106 to 3672 code for a protein of 1188 amino acids. Gene Ontology annotation, molecular function: alpha-mannosidase activity; carbohydrate binding. The record is from RefSeq and is a predicted model, not a curated record. The transcript is spliced from 22 exons. Gene Ontology annotation, biological process: N-glycan processing; protein deglycosylation; mannose metabolic process.